GAUUGGCUAACAGCUGAAAAAGUCCCGCCUUCCUUUGGUGUCUAAGCCAAUGAAGUGUCACUAAACACUGAGGAAGAAGUAACGUGGGACAUUAAACUACCUUCCAUACAAGCAGGAUGGCGAGCUCAGUCACCAAGGAUGUUAAGGAUAUCUCCUAUGAGGAUCUGAAAGCGCUUCUGGGAAAGAACGAGAAUCUCCUUCUGAUUGAUGUUCGCUCUAAAGAGGAAGUGGAUAAAGGACAUAUUCUGGGAUCCAUUCACAUCCCAGUUGAUACAGUCGAGGCUGCUCUUGCAAUGGCGCCAGAAGAGUUCAAGGCCAAGUACGGAGUAACCAAGCCACCGUUGGAUGCGCCAGAGCUGGUGUUUCACUGCCAGAUGGGCAGGCGAGGGGAAGCUGCCACUGACAAGGCCAACAAACUUGGAUACGUGAAUGCUUGUAAUUAUGCCGGAGGAUACAAGGAGUGGUCUGCGAAAGAGGGAAAGUGAUUUGUGUUGUUUAUAUGUUCUUUAUAUGUAUUUAAAAUAGCAAUUGUGAAAUUUAACAAAAUCUUUUUAUACUGUUUUGUUUUCAUACUUAACAUCGUUGCAUUUGAAAUAUAUGAAUAGAUAUAAAUAAAAAAAUUGUGUUAACUGCUCAGA
Messenger RNA from Sebastes umbrosus (honeycomb rockfish), 638 nucleotides. RefSeq names its product thiosulfate:glutathione sulfurtransferase. Lineage: Eukaryota; Metazoa; Chordata; Actinopteri; Perciformes; Sebastidae. The coding region runs from base 117 to 485 and encodes 122 amino acids. The record is from RefSeq and is a predicted model, not a curated record. Gene Ontology annotation, cellular component: mitochondrion. Gene Ontology annotation, molecular function: thiosulfate-cyanide sulfurtransferase activity. The transcript is spliced from 4 exons.